ACAUAAACUAAUUCCUUCAGUUUAUGCAGUAUUAGAUAUACAAGAAGGUAAAUAUAGACAAGCUGAAGCAAUAACAUAUUCAGGUCCAACGUUCAUAAGAAUUUGUAGCGGCAAACAUGAUAGUAGUACUGCUUACUCUCAUGGCAAAGACUUCGAUAACCUGAUGGUUGAGGAGAAAUUACACAACUUUACUACGACGGACAGCCAACCUAAACCUGUAGUGGUAAUGAUAAAUGAUAGUGGACCUGACGAGAAUUCACACUAUAGAAAAACAGUUCAGAUGAUAGUAAAUCAAUUUAUUAAGUAUGAUCUUGAUACCAUCAUCAUGGCAUGCUAUGCACCACACCAGAGUGCAUCCAACCCAGUAGAAAGACGAAUGGCGCCCUUAAGCCAUGACUUAGCUGGUAUAAUCCUUCCACAUAAUACUUUUGGAUCACAUUUGAAUGCACAGUUAAAGACAAGUGAUGAGGAAUUAGAAAAAUGCAAUUUCAAAAACCUUCCGAAGAAUCCUACUGCCCAAAUGAAAAAUCAGCAGCUUGGAUGGAAAAACAUAAUCAAACAGGUCCUUCUAAAUUGCUUUUUUCCACCACCACUUCUGCUCCAACAGAAGCUUCAUAGUAUUUGCAUAGCAAGCAUGGGCAUAUCCGAUAAUACAACUUACUUUGGCAGCUUACUUCUCUCUGUAUUAAUGGAAGGAAAAUUAACUCCUCCAGGCAUAGAUCUAAAGUAUUUCACCUUUGAUUGGUAUUGCCCAACUAUCAAUAAAUCAAUUAAUGAAUACCUUUGCUCUUAUUGUAAUCGAUAUUAUGCUUUAAAAGGAUCUUUGAAAAUCUAUACUAAAAAAUGUGAUGAAGAAGUGGUACAGGAAGAUUUCUAUCCUCAGCAAGUGCAAAUUCAAGAAAAUUUGAUUGCAAAUAGAGUAUUAAUAGUUGACUGGGAUAUUUGGAAGAAAU
Dentiscutata erythropus is the source of this 953-nucleotide messenger RNA. NCBI's taxonomy places the organism in Eukaryota, Fungi, Glomeromycota, Glomeromycetes, Diversisporales, Gigasporaceae. The record is from the annotation of a GenBank genome assembly.